AUGCUCCGUCUGGUCGUGACGCUGCUGUCCGCUGCGGCCCUGAGCUCGCUCGUCCCGUGGGUGUCGGCCUCGCUGCUGCCCGCGCUGACCUUUGAACAGCCGUUUGAGGUGGUCAACGCGGACGGCAAACGUGAGAUCGCGGACACGUUUGUCUACGGCGGUGCCACAGAGGUGAAGAAGAACUUUAUCCGCCUCACGACGGACCGCCAGAGCAAGCGCGGCCACAUCUGGAGCAAGGGCUCGAUUGACAAGGACGAGCUGGCCACGGUCAUUGCGUACCGCAUCCACGGUCAGGGCAAAAAGUGGUUUGGCGACGGCAUUGGCCUCUGGUUCACGCAGGAACCCGAGUGGAAAAACGGCGACAAUCACGGCUUUACCGACAAGUUCUACGGCUUUGGCAUCAUUCUGGACACGUUUCGCAACGUCGAGCACCGCGGCGGCCACAAGGACGUGGCGAUUCAGGUGAACGACGGCCAGAAGGUCUUGGACGACUUUAACGACGAGGACAAGAUUGGCUGCGACGCUGCGUUUCGCUACCACUCGAACAGCGCCAGCUUUGACCCGGUGUACAGCUCGUCGCGCAUCCGCGUGAAAAUCAAGGGCAAGUCGCUUGAGGUGGAGGUCGACGCGAACAACUCGGGUGCCUGGGCAGAGUGUUACAAAGGCGACUUGCCGUUUUCGGACGACUGGCUGCGUCGCGCGACGAUCGGUAUCACGGCUUCGACGGGUGCGCUGGCGGACAACCACGACAUUCUGCGUGUGCAGUCGUUCGACGAAGCACACGACGAGGGUUUGACGAUGGUCGACGCCGAGACGUGGUCGCACAACUACUCGAAAGAGUUUGAGUCGUUCAUGGACGACACGCACUGUGAACAGACGUGCAAGGCGGUGAUUCUGGAGAGGUUUGUGGAGAACUUCCAGAUCGAGACCGAGCACUGGUUUGAGAUGUUGCGGGAGCAGACGGAGAACACGAUCAAGAAGCUGAGGGAGAAGGAGCGGCAGAACCAGCGCAAGAUCCAGGUGCUGGUGGACCGCAUGGAGACCAUGAUGGACAAGAAGAUUGGCCAGAAGAUGGCCGACGUGCGCUCCAACAUGAACGAGAAGAUCGCGACGGGAGUUGAAGGGGAGCUCACGGUCGCCCAGUCGAGCUGGCGUCUGCCGUUCUUCGUCAUGGUCGUGCUUAUUGCAGGCGGCGUCGGCGUGGCGUACCAGAAGUACCGCAAGCUGGUCAAGAGCCAUUUGUACUAG
This is a messenger RNA of Hyaloperonospora brassicae, 1248 nucleotides long. The record is from the annotation of a GenBank genome assembly. NCBI's taxonomy places the organism in Eukaryota, Oomycota, Peronosporomycetes, Peronosporales, Peronosporaceae.